Messenger RNA from Aspergillus niger, 1842 nucleotides. RefSeq lists its product as uncharacterized. Bases 1 to 1842 code for a protein of 613 amino acids. The transcript has 2 exons. The record is from RefSeq and is a predicted model, not a curated record. NCBI's taxonomy places the organism in Eukaryota, Fungi, Ascomycota, Eurotiomycetes, Eurotiales, Aspergillaceae. Gene Ontology annotation, cellular component: nucleus. Gene Ontology annotation, molecular function: methyltransferase activity.
AUGGCUCCAUUCUCCUUUUCCAUGCCUCACCUCUGCGAAAGCGACAACGAUUGGCCCUCCGAUCUUAUGUCUAUCGAUGAAAGCUCGGAUCACAGCAGCGUAACGGUAGAAAAUGACCCAGACCGGGUGUUGAACAUCCAGACGGGAAUUCGAUCAGGCCCUCUUUUUGAAAACAAUCCUACACCCGCUGAGUUCGAUGAAAUUAUUGAGCUCGACUCAGACACUGAGGAGGGCUUCAAUGAACAAGACUACCUGACCGACGCUGCGUUCAAUCGGCUACUACAAAACUGGCACAGAGCCCCCCAAGGACAAGAUGCUGAUGCCGAGGUGCAGUUCAUUGAUGUCCAACCAGCCAAGCGUCCUCUAACAGAAUGGUGCGCGAAUGGCAUUGUCUACACACCGGGGCAAUCCCUAGAAAUUUUUGAUGGAAAUUUUAUCCGGAUAGAGAGCAUAUCCCAGCACGUUGUGUCUAAGGAGAUCUUCUUCAAUGGGAGGCACUUAUUGCGUGCUACCAACCACAAGGGCACAUAUAUCCCCAAGUGGCCCAACGAGCUCAUUUGGAUAGCAAAUGAGAAAAGAAAUAUCGGACUGCCAUUGAUUAAGCGCAUUGUAAAUAUCACUUUCACGAAUACCUGCCAUGUGGAGCAUGAUCCCCGGAAGAAGCAGCGUCCUCACGGUCUGUUCUGCAGGCUGAAGGAGAACUACCGCCUGAAGCCAGAUGAUCCAGCAUCAGUUGAAUACAUCUCCUUCGAGGAGGCAGAUGAAGGGUAUAGGGCUCAUCCCAGCAGUCUACGCAAGGCGUGGAGAGGAACUACCCGUCCUUUUGGAGCGAGUGAUGCCCCGCAGGCCAUCGAUCUCGAGGGACCUGUAAUUGAUCUGACUGGACAAAGUACCGACGAUAAAAGCAGUCGGCAGUACACGUUUGGAGACGGCUUCUGCGGUGCUGGCGGAGUGUCCUGCGGCGCUCUCAAAGCUGGUUUGCGUCCAACCUGGGCAUUUGAUAAUUCCAGACACGCGAUAAAUACCUACCGUCUCAAUUUCCGUGAUGCCGAGUGCGAAGACUCGGAUGUCUUCACCUUUUUGACGAACGAUUAUGCGUUUCUCAAAGUUGAUGUUACGCAUGGGUCUCCGCCAUGCCAAACCUUUUCCCCAGCUAAGACCAUACAGUGCGCUACAGACGAUGCAAAUUCCGCAUGCAUCUUUUCGUGCGCCGAGAUGAUUCGGAAAGCAAAGCCGAGGGUACAUACGAUGGAAGAAACAAGUGGGUUGUACGAGCGGCAUCGAGAGACAUUUCACCGUGUGGUUCAGGAUUUUAUUGAAAUCGGUUACUCUGUGCGGUGGACAAUUCUGAAAUGUGCAGAUUAUGGAGUGCCACAGCUGCGACGACGAUUGGUAAUCAUUGCAUCUGGCCCUGGAGAGACACUCCCACCGUUUCCUGAAGCAACGCAUGGGCUACCUGGUUCCGGCCUCAGGGACUACGUGACGAUUAACCAGGUCAUUUCACGCAUCCCCCGCGGAGCCCCUGACCACGAUGUCGAAGGCGCGCUGCAACGUAGCGCGAUUGACCGAAGACCUUUUAACGCCAACAGACAGGCACGAACUAUUACCUGUGGCGGCGGCGAGAAUUAUCACCCCUCGGGCCGACGAGGCUUCACCAACAGGGAGUUUGCGUGCCUGCAGACUUUCCCUAUGCGUUUCCGCUUCGGGCCUCGCGAGGUACGAAAACAAAUUGGCAACGCAGUGCCGCCGAAGUUGGCAGAAGCUAUUUAUCGUAGUGUGAAAGCCUCGCUGCAGCGAACAGAUGAGGAGGAGACAAAUCUUCAGCGGCGAGGGCUACACUAA